Xyrichtys novacula (pearly razorfish) is the source of this 12040-nucleotide messenger RNA. The record is from the annotation of a GenBank genome assembly. Lineage: Eukaryota; Metazoa; Chordata; Actinopteri; Labriformes; Labridae.
AAGAGCGAAGGUUCCUUCCUCUGAUCUGAAGCCCGUUACAUUUUGUGUGUGGCCACCCUGGGCCAUGGAUACAACCUUUGGCAGUUACACAGUCUUUUUGUUGACACCGAGCUAAUAAAUUAUAUAACUUGGUUAAAGAAACGUUAGCCAGACUGGUAAGUAGACACCUUAAUAUAAACCUGUUUUGUGUGGACGGUCGUUUAAGCGACUGUUAUCUGAGAAAUACAAGCAACCGCUCACUAGCGGCUAGCUUGAACCUAGCUAGGUUGCUAGCGACUGUUAGCUUCAGAGCGAAACUGACAGAAGGGAGCUGUCAUGUCAAAAUGUUGAUAAUCAACAAUUUUCACACAUAGACAAAGUUUAAUGGUUGUCAUUUCUUCUGGGCUGGACUUUUGUCUUUCACUUGCUUGUGUAAUGAAUGUUAGAGCCGUUAAAAAUGUUGACAGGCUUUAAUUUGCCGGUGUUUUCCUCAGAGGGGCAGAGUGGGGACUUGAAAUCCGAGAACAAAGAUCUUUUGUAGGCUAGCUACUGUGAAAUGCACCGGUGUUUUACAAAUCUCCCUCCCUGACCCCUGCUCUUAGAAUAUGCCCGCUAAAAGCUAACUUGUUCUUAGGUAACUUGCGGAGCCAACUAGGGCCUUUACUGUUGUAAUGUUAGGAGUGAUGAAAUUAUUUUUAUUUUUACACUUAUCGAGCAGUCAUAAGGUUUAGAAGACAAUCCAAUGUAAUCAAACACAAACGGCUCUACCACAAAUUCUACUGUCAGGAAGUUUAUGUUAACAUUAUCAGACAGGUGAUUAUUGUACUAUUUGAUAUCGAAGACGACUAGACUGUUGCAUAUCUAUUGGCUUAAAAGAUUUUUCUUAUAUUUUCCCCUAAUUUGCAAACAUGUUGGAAGCAUAAUGGAAGAAACAUCUUUCAAUGCAAGGUACUCCAGCACCCUCAAUACCAACCACAACUAUAGCAUUUAAUUAACAAUCGGCACCCCUCUGACCAUGUCAACAAAAAUAAAAAAAGGAGUUCCUUAAAAGUAGAAUUUGUGGUGGAGUUGUUGUAUUGGGUUGAUUAGAUUACCCAGGUGCUCUUUACGUUUUGGGAAGCUGGUGUCUCUUAUGUUCAAAUUGUCUCUUGUACAGCUGCACUAACAGGGAAGUCCUAACGUUUGCAUGUACCGACUAAUUUGUAAAUACCCAACCAUUUCACACAUCACAUAGACUCAUACAGACACUGGGUGACAGCUGAGCCCGGCAAACUGAGUGUAACUGAACUGACUCUUUAAAGUACUGGUGAUUCAAUUUUAGGUAAUAUUAUGUUUGUAAGUGUUUUGAGCCCCGUUAUAUACAAGGCUGCCCUUCAAAGUUUAAAAUUAACUAUUAACAACAGGAGUGGUGUAAUCUCCUUUUCCCCUCAUGCCAUCAGACUGUACAAGUCCUCUCUGUGGAGGAAAAGCAACUGAGGACAGAGGGUUUUUAUUUAUGUAUUUAUUUUAUUUUCACAGUUAGAAAUUACCUAAUAAGACAGUGAUGGAUGGAUAGAUAGAUAGAUAGAUAGAUAGAUAGAUAGAUAGAUAGAUAGAUAGAUAGAUAGAUAGAUAGAUAGAUAGUGUAGCAAGAGGCAGAAAACUCAGAGCUUAUUUGAAGCAUCUGCCUAAAUACAAUCUAAAAAAUGAAUACAAUUUUACACAAAAACAAAAAAAAGUCAAAGUUGACCUACAAGAUGGGAAGAUGCUGCAGGAGCAGUGAAAGAAAUAGUUUUGUACAGAUGUCCAAACCUUUAUGUCUUACUUUUUAUAUGUAAAUACUUUAAAUUAUCUGAAGGUUUAUUAUAUCUGUAUUCCUUACAUAUAUUGCAUUUUAUUUCUUACCUAUUUGAUGAUUCUUUUUUUUCUGUAUAUACUGAUGCUGAUGCAAUUAUAAUUUCCCAAAAGGAUCGAUGAAGUUCUAUCUAAUCUAAUGUCCUAACUGUUUUUCAGACUUUUUCUUUUCAAGGUCAUGCUUGUGUUAACUCGGCAUCAUGAAAAGCAUUCUGCCUCUGUAAACAGAUUUGUUGCAUAUCCACUAUCAUUUUCAUUCCCAUAACUAAGGUAUUUACUGUGCACAAUAUGGUUGUGGAAGUAGGCACUACAUCACAGCCACCUGUAGCAAAAGAAUUGAAAGCUUAACAGAACCCACAAUAGACAAACAAUCAGUAAUGAUGAAUGAAUAUAUGACAAAUGUCAGACCAAAACUCCUGCUGUUUUGUUAACAACAUACACAGGAUUAUAGAAACCACAGUAUGUGAAUUUCCUCACUGCUGUUUGCGUCAUGCUAAUCCUUCACCCAACACAUUCGGAUAAAGGAAAGAAUGUGGGGUAUUCCCUUUACCAUGUGCUUUACUUUCCGCCUCACAAAUAAGAGAUUAACAAGAAUUAUGAUCCGCCUUUGUCAUUCCAAGCUGUGGUUUUCAAAUACAUGGUUUCAUGGGAGUGAUACAGUGUACUUAAAAGUGUUCACAAUACAACGUGACCAUUGUGUUAGACUGUGGUGAGUUAUAAAUGUCUUAGCAGCAGAAAUGAAAGGUUCCAGGUGCACAAGUGUGUUCGUAACCUUAUACGCUAUUUUAAUUGAGGUACUUCAAGUAACCCCCAUAAAAGUUGUUAUAAUACUGCAGCAAAAAUGUAUCAGGUGUUGGCCACUAAAUUAGUCCCUGCAUCAAUAGUGUUUUGUUUUUUUGACAAGUCAGGUAAAACUUCAAUCAUCAUUUUGUCAUAUGAAUAUUUAUCCAUUUAUCCAAUACCCAAGACAAGAUGGGCAACUGUAUUUGAACAUCUCGCAUCUCAGUUCUCUACUUUUGUCUAUAGGUUACAGAGUUGGUGUGAGGUGUGUUGACCAGUGAAUGCAUAGAGUCAAGAAGGUAAAACUCUGUGACACUAAAGAAGGUAUCUGGAAAAGGUACAGUAUAAAUUAAAUGUUAAGAGCUUUGAUUUUUUAAUAUUAAAACGAGUUCUAUUCAAGUGCAGGUGUAGCUGUAUUUCUUUUAAGUCUUGUUCAUUUCUUUCUUAUGCCAACAUCCAGCUGUGUGACAGUAAACAUGACGGCUGUGGACGGCCUUUCGGACAGCACAGAGGUGGUGGAGAUGGAGGAUGUCCCAACUCAGUUCUUUGUGGAGAAACACUCUUGGGAGGGCCUUCGUGACAUCAUCCACUGUAGCAGGAAGUACUCAGGGAUGAUCGCCAACAAGGCUCCCCACGACUUCCAAUUUGUGCAGAAAAAGGAUGAGAAUGGACCCCACUCCCAUCGGUUGUACUACCUCGGUAAGCUGAUAAUGAUACCUAAACAUCUUCUGUGUUGAAUUUUCUAAACACCUCUUUUACAAUGCAUAAGUUGGCUUUCUUUGUGCUUUCCAGGAAUGCCUUAUGGUAGCAGAGAGAACUCAUUACUUUACUCAGAAAUCCCCAAGAAGAUCAGGAAAGAGGCCCUCUUAGUGCUGUCGUGGAAACAGAUGCUUGAUCACUUUCAGGUAAACUCUGUUUCAUGCUGUUUAGAACGACAACAGACAGCAUGGAGUGAUGUUUGAACGGUCCUAUUUAAAGCGUAACUGCACUCGUUGCUCUAGACCUAAUUCUAUCCACUGCAUAAUUAACUCAUUCACUUAAGCGUAGGCAAGUGUUCAAAGAGGCUUUUAACUCGGGCAUUGAAGGUUAUCUUCACAGCACCAUCAUAUCACUUACUUUUGAAUCUUUGGAAUAUGUUUUGAUGUAAAGCAGCUCUUCAAAACUCUACUACAGCUUUUUUUUUAACUGGCAUCAGCACAUUUUACUAUAAGUGCUCCCUGAAGAUGUAGCAGUGUUGUGUUUUUAGAAACCUGAGAUAUGCUGUGACAGUGAAAAGCAACCAUGAACCACAAGAAAAACACUUAAAUUGUAAAAAACAUUAUACUGGGACUGAAUUAGUUGCAUUUGGUUAUGUCUGACAUACGUAGAAGUGUUUAUUUUUUUAUACUUUGCAGGAAAAUCACAGAUUAUUCUGAAAGUAUUUAUCUAAUAUGAACAUGUGCUGUUUCAUCAAGGCUACACCACACCAGGGGGCCUACUCUCGAGAGGAGGAGUUGCUUAGAGAGCGUAAACGUCUGGGAGCGUUUGGUAUCACCUCCUAUGAUUACCAUGCAGAAACAGGCCUGUUCCUCUUCCAGGCCAGCAAUAGUCUCUUCUACUGUCAGGAUGGAGGCAACAACGGCUUCAUUGUGAGUAAAGUGCCGGUUCUUUUUGAGAUGGUAAUCCAGAGCCUGCAAUAAUCUGCAAGUAAACAUAAUUUAGGAUACAAUACUCAUUGUUGCACCCACUUGUGCAGCAUUUAGCAGCUAGCGGCAAAGACAAGAAAGGUGUCAUCAAACAGAAGCUACUUUCAGACCCUGUUUUAUGGUGUUCCUCUACUUAUUCUCCCUUAAGUGUAGAGGGUUGUAACAAGUAUGCAACCUAUGUAUACCACAUCAAAUUGGACUGGGAAAACAUUCAGUGACACACAAUUUGAUUAAAAAAAACUGCAAAGAACAGGUGGGAAAUGUUGCUCAAAUCUUGGACAUUCUUUGUUUGAAUUUUGUGUUUGAACCAAGAGUGAGAAACGUCAGCGUUUUUUAAAAGAGCUGUCAUUUUCACUGUUGUGUGCAUGAAACAAAAACAUCUAUGAUUUCUAAAAUCCUGGGGAUUAUAUUCCCCAAAGAGCACCUCCUGUGGGAAAAUUUAAUUUGAGUCAGCACUUGCAUCUAACAGGUCUCUCCUUUAUUGUUGCACUUUGGAUUCAAAGUUUUGUUUGCCCUUGACUAAGACUGUUCAUGUUGGUUUUAGCAGUCUGCUCCUGUAAAGCCAGUAGAGAUCAAGACCCAGUGCUCAGGGACCCGCAUGGACCCCAAGAUCUGCCCCGCUAACCCUGACUUCAUAGCCUUCAUCAACAAUAAUGACCUGUGGAUAGCUCACAUCAGGACGGGGGAGGAGAGGAGACUCACUUACUGCCACAAAGGUUUGGAGGCUCAGGAAUUUUUAUGAAUAGGCAUAAAAAAGUUGUAUAACAGCUUCACAGUUUGUGUAACUGCAUAGUGUCGAACUCUGUAGCGGAGAAUCAGAGAUGCAGUUUUAUGAUAUGAAAUGUAACAGGACAUGGAUGUGUGCUUUUUAACUUUUGUUUUCUUUUUUUUUACCAGGUGUGGAUAGUGUAAAAGAGGACCCCAAGUCUGCAGGUGUGGCAACAUUUGUCAUCCAAGAAGAGUUUGACCGUUUCACCGGCUACUGGUGGAGUCCCUCAGCAGUUGAAGGUCAGUCAUUUGCAGCUUAAAUGCUCAAGUUGUUCAUAUUCUCCAUGAGCCUAAAUAACCUGACAGCCAGUGCUACCUGGUCUUUAAAUGUGUUUUUGUAAGUGCAGAAUAAACUAGAUGUGCUGAAUUAUGUGCCUGUUUUUGUUGACACUGUAAAUCUCUUUUCUACCCUGCCAGACUCUGAUGGAGGUAAAACGGUGUACUUGCUGUAUGAAGAAGUGGAUGAGACAGAAGUAGAGAUUAUUCAUGUCCCAUCUCCAGCACUAGAAGAGCGGAAAGCAGAUGCGUACAGAUACCCCCGCACAGGUGAGUGCUGCUCUAUUUACUGUGCACACAGACAAACACAGGAUUAGGACAUUGCUUUGAUUUAUUUUCUUUGUGUUCUUUUUUUUUAAUUUGCAGGUAGUAAAAACCCUCAAGCUACCCUUAAACUAGCAGAGAUCAAGACAGAUCACCAAGGGAGGGUAAGACUUUUUUAUUUUUACAUUUCUCUUCGUUCUUUGUCGGUUUUCUUCUCUAAGUUAGUGUACGGUUGAUUUCUAAUGUGUGUUUUUGUGGUUUCACUUUCAGAUUGUUAGCACACAAGAUAAAGAACUGGUAGUCCCGUUCAGCUCCUUGUUUCCUGGAACAGAAUACAUCGCCAGAGUGGGAUGGACAAGUGACGGCAAAUAGUGAGUGUUCGAGUCAGAAACUCUGAUUCUGUUGACUCAGUGACUCAAAAUAAACCUCCAGUAUGUAAACAGCAAAGUCAUAUGACUGCUGGAGGAACACAUUGACACAGAUAACAUUCUCUCUUGGAUGGCUUUUUGUUUUGUCAUUAUUUUCAUGGUGCCAUUAGAGACAUUGUAACGCAGUCUUUGCAUUUUAAGCUAACUUUAGAUUUUCCUCGGCUCUGUCUCCCCCUAGUGGCUGGGCAGUGCUCUUGGACCGCAGUCAGAGGAAACUCCAGCUGGUCUUGCUGCCUCCGGCCCUCUUCAUCCCUGUUACAGACGACCCCGCUCAGAGGCAGGAGAGUCUGGAUGCCAUACCCAGUAACACUCAGCCACAUGUAAUCUACGAAGAAACUACAGACGUCUGGAUAAAUGUGGGUUUGAAACAUAACAUCCUCUGUUUCCUAAUUCCAUCCCACUUUUGAAUAACGAAUCCCUAUGAUUGUUAAUGUUCCUGCCGAGUAAGAUAUGAUCAUAUGACUCUAUUCCUCUUUCAGGUCCAUGAUAUCUUCUAUCCGUUUAUUCAAACAACAGACGAUGAGUUUACUUUCAUUUGGGUAAAUGAGUCCAAAACUGGAUUCAGUCAUCUUUAUAAAAUCACAUCCAUGUUUCAACCUGGCUGUUACCACUGGGCAGAAGACUACCAACACACAGAGGGUGAGAGAAGAGAAGACGAGAUGACUCUUCAUCUAUUUGAAUUUAUCCUGUCAAACGAUCACUCUAUCACAGUUUAUGUCAGAGUGUUUGGUAUGUCAAGGAGCUUGUUGAUUCCAUUAUCUGUUUUUUUUACGCAGGAGACUUUAAAUGUGCAAUCAAGGAGGAGGUUACACUGACCAGUGGGGAAUGGGAAGUGCUGGCAAGGCAUGGCUCCAAGGUUAGAAAAAGACUGUUGGUUUUUUAAAGCUAUUCACACAUAUACAAAAUACACAGGUGCUUGUAGGAUGUGGUCACAAAGUUUCAACUCAAAGGGUUAGAAAAGAAACAAUGGUUAAAUCCUCUGAUCUAAGUUUGGGGUUUUAGAGUUGAGGACAAAUAGGAAUAAAUUCAAGCAUUAAAGUCUUUCUCAAAGUAACACUCUUCUUGUAGUUAUCUACAGAAGUAGGUCUAUCAGGAGGUUGUGUUUAUUUUGCAAUGAAAAAAGGCAUUUAAACAUUUUUUAACCAAAUGGAUGUGAGAUAAGAGGGCUGCAGUUAAGUACUUCUGUGAUAUUCCUUGUAAAUGCACCAGUUGUGAUAGGAUUACUGCUGCAUUAUAUAUCUUUGUUAAAGCUUAUACAUCCACCUGGUUGGAGCCAAAGUCAUCCAACAUACAACAUGGACUUUGAUUGUUUGAUAAUGAUCACUUAUUAGCAAUAAGCUCCCUCUGGACUGGCUUCAAAAGUGAUGUUUCGGGUCAAAAAAAUAAAUGAAGACGAUGUCGCUCUUAAUGUCGCUCUUCUGUUGUCUCUCCUCUGCUAGAUCUGGGUGAGUGAAUCUUCAAAGCUAGUGUACUUCCAGGGCACCAGGGACACUCCUCUGGAGCACCACCUCUACGUGGUCAGCUAUGAUUCACCUGGAGAUGUGGUCAGACUAACCAAGUCUGGCUUCUCUCAUAGUUGCUCUGUUAGUCAGGUAAAAUCAUACAUUUGUAUGCUUGUUGGUCUACAUGUACAUUUUUGUUAUCAUGUGUGUUGUAUUUCUUGAAAAGCUGUCAGAACUAGAGAAAGACUGUUGUUGACACAGAGUAUUUUCACACAUCGGCUGCAUCCCCCUUUUGCCUCUUCUUUUUCCUAUCUUUAUUGUCCUUGUCUAUUUAUUAUCAUACAGUUUCCAAGAAGUAUUUUGCACUUUAUUCUGUAUUAUCAUGAUGUUUGCUCUUCUUUGCUCUGUCACCCUGCAGAACUUUGACUUUUUUGUCAGCCACUACAGUAACGUGAGUACACCUCCAUGUGUUCAUGUCUACAAACUGAGCAGCUCUGAAGGUGACCCACUACACAUGGUGCCUGAGUUCUGGGCCAGUAUGAUGGAAUCACCAGGUGAGCUGGGGUUAAUAUAACCUUUAGUCAUACAGUAGUUUUAUGAUUUAUUUAACAUGUAAAGUGUGUAUUUACAUAUUUGGCCUCGGCAGAGCUUUUCCUAAAGAGCAAUCCGGCUAAGUGUGAAGGUUGUGCGGCUAUCUGUGGUUUUAUUUUUGGAACAAUCAAUAAAAGCAUCGUCUGCAGGGGAAAGUGGAGGUCUGGCUAUGAUUAAAUCAAGGACGGUCAGUUCGAUCUACAAUGGCGUCCUCCAGACAAUCCUGACAGCAAUCAGAUAGAGUGCUGCUCAGACACUUUGUGCUGGUGUUGAUUGUCGUUUAUGAUUCAUUAAAAGUACCAAGAGUGAGAUGGUGCUUCUCUUUUUUUCUGUAUUUAUGAUCCCUACGUUGGUCCCCAAGCAGACAUACUUCAAACACAAAUGCAGGAUUGGAAAGUUUUCUGUAAUUACAGUUCUCUUUUUCCAAUACUGUCAAUGCCUUGAGUUAUAGAAUACUCUAACUCUGAGAGGCUAGACAUCUUAACCCAUUGGGGUUAUUCCACUUGUUCAGUAUGACUCAACAUAGAUUAUGGAAGUUAACUUCACAGCACAAUCAGCUACAAGCUACAAACAGGAUCCAGUACAUGUCUUGCAAUAAAAAUAAUGAUAACAAAAACAGCUUCAGAAAGAGCUCCUCUUUACCUGUACAUCUUGAGUUUUACAAAACGGAACCAAGGAUGUUUGAGUUGAAGUUCUGCUAAAAGUACAAGCCACAAUCCCUGAUUGUUUUAUAAAACUCAAACCUUAUGCCCAUAUGGUCUAAAAUGUCUUCCAGGUUGCCCAGGAGAUUACAACCCGCCUGAGAUUUUUGACUUUCCAGGAAAGUCUGGCUUCCAGCUUUAUGGAAUGGUUUACAAGCCUCACAACCUGCAGCCCAACAGGAAACAUCCAACUGUUCUCUUUGUUUACGGAGGCCCACAGGUGUGUAGAAAGAUUCUGUCAAACUUUUGGGUCUCCUUAUAUUUCUUUUAGCUUGCAACCCUGUUAAUUGAAAAUAAAUAAACUAAACUGUCUAACAAUUUCUGCAUAUUUGGGUCUUCAGGUGCAGCUGGUGAACAACUCGUUCAAAGGGAUGAAGUACCUCCGUCUGAACACGCUGGCUUCUCUGGGCUAUGCUGUGGUCGUCAUUGAUGGAAGGGGUUCCUGUCAGAGGGGACUUGAGUUUGAAGGAGCACUGAAAAACAAAAUGGUAUGUAAAACACAAAUAAUGGAACAUGAUCAAAAGCUACAAAAAGGACACGAGAUUAAAUAACAGAAUUCUGUUAUGUCUCCUCAGGGUCAGGUGGAGAUCGAGGACCAGGUGGAGGGGCUGCAGUAUGUGGCAGAGAAGUUUAACUUUGUGGACCUAAGCCGUGUUGCCAUUCAUGGCUGGUCGUAUGGUGGUUUCCUCUCACUCAUGGGCCUCAUCCAACGGCCUAAUGUCUUCAAGGUCAGAAAACUCUUCCCUCCACUGGCCCUUGUUUUUUUUUUAUUUUUUUUUUACUGCACUCACACUUUUUACUAGUGAGCUUUCUCCCCUAUAUGAAUGUGUUUCAUAGUUUCGAUCUUGUUAUAAACUUAGUUAAAUGGAAUCUUAGUCUAAAACCUCAGCUUUCAUUACAAUUCAGAUGCAGUUGCUGCCUACAUCCACAUGGUGUCUCUGUUGUACAAUGUGUUGUCUAACAAUCUUUCAAGUGAGCAUGUUUCAUGACCAUGAUCACUUGAGAGAUUUUAGAAUUUGCUGAAAAUCUCCAGCUGGGUCUCAACAUCAGAGCUAUUAAGUAAACACCGACACAUACCCACAGUGAGAUAAUUGUUUAUUUCUUGUUUGAUAUUCUGAACCCCCCUUGACGAUGUUGUGCUUUUCUUCCAGUUGGCUAUUGCAGGUGCCCCUGUGACCGUGUGGAUGGCCUACGACACAGGCUACACAGAGCGCUAUAUGGACGUGCCUGAGAACAACCAGCAGGGUUACGAGGAAGGCUCUGUGGCUCUGCACGUGGACAAGCUGCCCAGCGAGUCAGUACAUAAACUUGUUCAGACUUGCUAUUGUGCCUGUUAUCUUAUUUCCAGUGCUUUAAAUUCUGAAGUAUUUCUCAUGUAACCACUUAUCUAACCAUACUGCAUGUCCCCUGUAAUUUUAUAGGUAGUUAUACGUGUUUGAUCGUGAUUGCAGUAGGUUUUUAAUUCCUGCCGGGUCUUGCUAUGUGCAGGUUUGUGAUAUAAGCUCUCCCUUGUUACUUGGAAAACUGUCAUAGGUCUCUUAAGUUUUCUUUAAGCUAUUGAAAUCUACAAAGCUAAAAUUAGGAUUUGAGGCAGCAGGCGAAGUCUUGUAAAGGGCUAAGGACAGCCUGAGGCCAAGACAGAUUGCAUGUUGGAGCACCGAUCCUGGAUGCUGAUGUCAAAUCAUUAAAUAUCUCAGCUUCUGUGCAGCUUUUAAAUCAUGGGGGAACGGAGAGUUUUCUUCGACUGGGCAAGCAGCGUUAAAACAUUAAAACAAAGAAAUGCUUUGUACCAUGGACUUUCUUAUUUGGGAUUCAAAUUGUUGUAACUACAUGCUCUUUUUUUUAAUUCCAGGCCUAACCGUUUGCUGAUUCUUCAUGGAUUUCUAGAUGAGAAUGUGCACUUUUUCCACACCAACUUUCUAGUGUCACAGAUAAUCCGUGCUGGGAAGCCCUACCAGCUUCAGGUAAGCAUCCAAAAGGUUAUUUACAAGACUGACACCUCUCUCUGGUAAAGCUGAAGAAAGGUUCUUCAUACAGGUCAGAUCUUGCAUAAGUUUUCAGAAUAACGCCACUGUAAUGCCAACAGAAUACAGCAGAUUAAACCAAGCACAUUGAGCGGAUUAGUGUUUGAUUUGAUCAUCAUAUUUUUGUUUUCUAGGUAUACCCCAAUGAGCGACACAGUAUUCGCUGCCCUGAGUCUGGAGAGCACUAUGAGAUAAUGCUGCUGCACUUUUUACAACAAUACCUCUGAAACGUGACAGAAGAGGAGGAAUGAAGUCUAGUUACCGCCCCGUCCUCCUAGACCCCUCUAGCUCACCACCCAUCUGUACUCUCCUUGGCCUCCCCUCCCAAAUGUUCAUUCACCCUGUCAUCGAGACUAUCGGACACUGCAGCCACUGUCUCCUAAGAACUGGUCACGUAACCUCCCCACUUAACUCUUUAGCUCUCUCUCUCUUUCUCUUUCUCUCUUUCUCUCGUCUCUUGUUCUGUUACUCGCAUCGCUUGCUCCGUCUCCCUCAUGGCCUCUCUCACUAUGUACAGUCUGGGGUAUGGUUUAUGAGCACAGAGAUUUGAUGUCUCACCCUGAAAGCUCAACAAUGACAAGGACAUAUGGAGAAGUAUCUGCAGGCUGUGUCACAUUGACUCAUCGCUCACCCAUGUCCUCAUCUGAUUUUUCUUGUUUUUUUGUUUUUUUUGCCAAAUGUUAUUGUGUUGUUUCCCCCUCUGCUCCCCCUGUUUUAUUCUCUUUGGUCAGCGGUCGGAGUAGGGUUACAGUUCACAGAUAUGAAUAGAAACUAUACGCAUGUUUGCAGACAUGAGUACCCAUACUUUACACACAUGUAAAAUACAGUUUAUCUCAUAUACACACAAGAUCAUGAGCACACUAACACAGACUUACAAUAUCAAACAUACUGUGAGUCUGUUACUUGCAGUCAACGUAGGGAAGAAGAAAACUGUGACUCUUCUUCUGCCCACUUGUUUUAUGUGUGUCCUUUAAAAUAAAACAUUUUAUGAACUUUUAUUCUUUUUUAAUGGGCACUGACAGAAGCAGCUCAUUGAUGUUUUCGCAAUGUUUUCUCCCCUCACAUUACAUUGCUUGGGAUGUCUGCUUGCCUUCUUAACACAUAAUUUAUAUUUGCCAAAGUACCUCUUGACUCUUUGAUCAUGCUGGUAUUUCCUUUUUUUACUGCAAUAAAGACAACAGGGGGGUGAGUUCUGGAGUCUUACAACAGCUUUGUACCACCGGAAUACAAUUUGUACAUGAUAAUGAAUAAAUGUAUGAAUCAGUCACA